Parnassius mnemosyne (clouded apollo) is the source of this 5214-nucleotide messenger RNA. The record is from the annotation of a GenBank genome assembly. Lineage: Eukaryota; Metazoa; Arthropoda; Insecta; Lepidoptera; Papilionidae.
GUAGGUCUCUGGUACCAACUUCGACCGCAACGCCCACCAGAUCAUCUCCCUAGGAACACAGUCAAAGGCCUUCUGCAGGUCUAGGAAUAAAAAAUGCAGAGGCAUAUUCUUUUCCCUGUGCUUCUCCAUGAGGAUCCUUAGGGCGAAUAUAGGGUCCAUGGUACCGCGUCCUGGUUGGAAACCGUACUGGAAGUCCGACACUGUACACUCCUGUCGGAUCCUGGUGUCAAUAAUGCGCUCGAAGAGCUUCAUGGUGUGUGACAUUACCUUUAUACCGCGGUAAUUACCGCAAUCCUGAACGGACCCUUUACCCUUGUGGACCACGUUAUUAUACUAAGCCGCCACUGAUCGUGCAUUAUUCGGUCGCUCAGGAUUCUAUUAUAAAGGUUAGUAAGAAUGCACACACCACGAGCCCCCAGCGCUUUCCACGCUUCAAUUGGCACCUCGUCCGGUCCGACAGAUGCGAGGACCUCGUCAGGUGUAAUCGGUGGCACGAGUCCAUGGUUCGGGAGUUGUUCGGGAGGGUGCACUUCCCGGUGCUGAGUAUUCAGCAAAACGUGGAAAUAAGAGCGCCAUCUCUCCUUCACCGCACGAUCAUCGUACAGGAGCUCGCCAUUAGGGCCGUUGACGCUGCAGCAGCGAGUAAUAUCUUGCGCUGCUUUGGCCCUAGAGCGCGCCAGAUUAUAUAUGAGCUUGUGCCCCUCAGGAGUGUCCAACUUAGCAUAUAAUGGUUGCAAGUGGUCACGCCUGGCUCUGGCUACAGCUUUCUUGGCAGCUCUUUUCGCAGUCUUGUAAGAUGCGCGAUCUUCAGGAGAUUUGGUCACUUGCCACGUCUUGAAGAGCGCUUUCUUCUCCCGUAAUGAACCCUGGACUGUGGCGUCCCACCACCAGGUCUCCUUGUCGAUUUUGCGGCCCCCUUUCGCCACGCCGAGAACUUGCUUUGCCGUCUUUGUGAUUGCUGUCUGAAUGGUUUUCCAGCACUCUUGGACGGACUUGCCUGCUGUGUCGAGACUAAUAUCUCCAGCGGCAGAGUCAAACUCUGAGUAUCUGGUUUGAUCCAGCAGCCACCACUUGAUUUGACGGCGGCAACGUUCGGCGUGUCUGCGACGGGGUUUUACGCAGAGGUCCAUGACAAGAAGUCGGUGUUGGGCAGUGAGACACUCACCGGGUAUGACCUUACAGUUGGCCACGCGACUGAUAUGACUUCUCCUGGUCAGUAGAUAGUCGAUUUGAGUGGCGUUCCGACCGCUCCUGUAGGUAAUCAGGUGCUCGGUUUUCUUUUUGAAGAACGUGUUCACCACGGCCAGGUCAGCUGCAGUGCAGGUUCUGAGAAUGGUUUCCCCCUCUGCGUUUCUUCGGCCGUAACCAUAGCCGCCGUGGACACGUUCAUACUCCCCCUGCACCUCGCCCACAUGACCAUUCAGGUCGCCACCCAAAACGACAUCGUGGUACAACGGUAUGCCGCGUAGUACAUCUCCGAGCCGAUCCCAAAACAGCGUUUUAUCCGCGUCGCUGCAGCCGACCUGUGGGGCGUAGGCACUUAUUAAGUGGGUCACGACCCCCUCAAUAAGCAACCUUACUACCAUAAGUCGGUCGCAUAUGCGUCUAACUUCCAAGACGCUAUCGUGGAAAUGCUCGGCGAGCACCACUGCCACACCGUUCUCUCCACCAGAGGAGCCUGUAUAUAUCAGCUUGUAGCCGUGCCCAAUAUUCCGGCUCCUGUUGGCCUUCCACCGUGUCUCCUGCAGGAAUGCCACUGCCACUUUACGCCUGGCAAGUAUGGCCGCAAGUUCUGCGGAACGUCCCGUAAGCGUGCCAAUGUUCCAGUUUGCAAAGCGAAUCUUCGUAGUUGGUGCUAACGUCUUUAGCCGGGCUCGCACGGGGCCCGGUAGCCCUCGCAUACUUGUCGCAGGGUUAAGGCGAUCCCCAUGCGCGUCGUUAUGCGGCGACGCCCUAGUCCUAAACGUAUUUAUCUUUCUUUUACCGUCCAUUUUUGAGUGGUUUAGUGCCAAUUACCAGGGCGACUGCCGUCUGACCCCCGAACCCUUAGGACGAAUCCCAGAGGAGUGGCAUCGCCAGAGCCCUUUCCGUUAUCCAGCAGGUGCGCCACGUGCAGGCGGGGUUGGCUUGGGCUCCAAGAUCUUAGCGGAACCCCUUACACCCUAAAAUAGUUUCUGAAUCAGCCGCAUUUCCCAAUAGCAAAAUCCCAUAAGACAUUAUGCUAUGGAAAUAACUGAAAUAAACUAAUCUAGCAGUCUUGACACUAGUGAGACUUCUAAUCUUUUUUACAGCAUAGGCUGCAGAGCUUAGUCUGUUUGCUAGUUUGGACAUAUGGGGGCCCCACUGAAGCUUUGCGUCGAGAGUGAUGCCAAGAAAAACAGUGGAUUCAACAGGGCUCAGUUCUUCCCCAUUUAAAAACACAUUGGUACUCAGAUUUUUAACAUUCGUUGUUGUAAAUUUAAUACAUUUAGUUUUAUUUCCGUUUAAAUGUAGAUUAUUAACGUUAAACCGAUGCACUAAUUUUGAUAUAGCAUUAUUCACUUCGUCACAUUUAAAUGAUUGACGUUUAAGUUUAAAAAUCAAGGAAGUAUCAUCAGCAAAUUAUACUAUAUCAUGAUUAUCCCCUACAAGAGAAGGUAAGUCAUUAAUAUACACUAGAAAUAGGAAUGGGCCGAGAAUCGAGCCCUGAGGGCUAAUUAAUUUUCUUUUAUUGUAUUUGCAUUCAAAGUAUAAAAAGUCCUAUAUAUUUUUUUGCUUCGUUCGUCUGUCUGUUCGUAAGUGCGACUGCUGAUCAUGUGGUUCCAGAUUCAAUUCUGGAGACAGGCAAAAAUCUGUUGCAUUUCUGUAUCAAAAAAUUCUCAUUAGUAGCUCUGACUUGAUUGUUCAACCCGUGUAUCGGAAAGCACGAAAAGUAGUUGGUCCUAUGUGUGAUCUACGUCAGUCGUCUCGGAUUACUGUCCCAUCAGACUGAAAGUGAGGAAAUGGUUAAUGAUAAUAUUAUUUUUAAAUUAAUUUCUUUCGAUUCGAAAAAAGUUUGAACUUACCAUUACUAAAUGCAUGCACAGCUAUUAGUCCAGACAUUGUAUAAUGAGUGAAAUUUUUGAUCUAUCUAGUCAUCCAUUCGUUAAAACAUAUAAAAGUUCACUGUUAAACAAAGCUCUCUCCCAUACAUUGCCUCAUAGGUUGGAUUUUGUCAUAGUUGCCACGUUUAUAGAUAGGUUGGCAAACACAGUUUUUUUAUCAUUUUCAGAUUGUAUCAGGAAGAUGCCGCUGUAAGAAGAGGCGACAGAGGGAAAAUGAAACAGGAGAUGAGCGGUAGCAUUUUCCCAAUAGAAACUCAAAAUAACAAAAAACUGCAGUUCACAAUACGCUUGCCAAGUGUGGCUACUAUGAGGGAGACCUAUGUUCAGCAGUGAACUUCUAUAGGCUGUAUGGAUGGAUGGAUGGAAAGAAGCCUUAAUUAAUUUUAUUUACUUCACUCUUAGGCCAGUUAGACGCUUCUAAUCAAAUUUCAGUAUACAAUGGCAAUGAGGCAAUGAACGACAAGAGGGAUAUGUCAGAGGAGGUAGCGGACUUGCUGACAAAGAGUAUAAGUGCGAUGGAAGACACUACUACAACAACGAAGAGCGAUGAGUAUGAAGUGAUCAGUGUGAAACCCACGCUCCCUCCACGGCCUUGCAUUCCCAGAGGCACUCCACUAUCCACGGAGAAGUGGGAAGGUUUACAAGACACUGAAGGAAGGGUCGCUGAGGUUGAUGGGGUAAAACAACUUAUAUUUAGAGGGGUGAGUUCUAUAAUGUAUAGUGUUAUAAUAAUUUGAAAAAAGGUAGCAGGGUAAGGCUCAAAUUUUUCGCGCACUAUCUAAAAAUGCGCUGUCCGAGAAAUUGAAGAGAAGAAAUAAAAUAUCAAAAAUAAUAAAUACUUUAUUUUUAUUAUUAACUCAAGGAAAUUAGCUAUUUUUCAUCGUGUUUGUUUUUUUAUUUAAAUGUUAUUCCAUAAUAUCCCUAUUUUAUAAUUAAAAAUAAUAAUGUUCAUAUUUUCCUCCCAUACAAUUUGUUGAUGUCCGUGUACGUACACUUUUCAAAAACUAUUCGAAAUUUUUGAGAAACCGUUGUUGUUUUAGUCUGCGUAUUUUAUGGCCUAUAGAAUAUGAAAGGUUUAAUUUUACUAAAACAAGCUAAUUAUAUUAUCAACGCGUUUUAAUUAUAUAUUUAUUAAUUUCAAAAUGUCCUAAAUUUCAAUCCAGUGUGACACUUCAGUUGUGCAACGCUGAUUUGGGAUUUAUUUCUAUUCUACCAUGGAACUGCCCAUAUAGUUAAAGUGGCAACACAGGCCCAUGAAAUUGGACUAACUUCUGGAUGCUUCCGCCAUUUUGUUUUUGCGUCAGAUGGACGAACGUGUCGGACGUCGCUACGUGUCAUUAAGAAAUUGUAAGUUUACUUUGUUAUAUUUUCGAAAUUGAAAUGGUUAUCCUGAUUUAAGAGAGUAAAUCAUAUCUAUCAUGUAUUUAAUUAUCAAAAUAUAACAAUUAGAAUGAGCAAUAUAGUAAAUUUCAUGAAUUAUGAUUUUUUUUAGGCUAAGUUGUGUAGAAUAUUUGCUCCGUUGUGCGACGUAUGACACGAAAUUGUGUGACGUGUCACAAUGGAAAUCGUAAAGCUGUGUACCUAUCAACUUUCUACUCAAUUUAUGAAAUCAUAUUAAAAUGCAUUGAAUGAAUGAAAAAAAUCAUAUUAAAAUGCAAAAAAAUGCAAUUGAAUUUUUUGAUAAUCUAUUUGAUAAUCAAUAUUUUUCAGAUGCCUUAGAAAAUCUCCGUUCAGAAAAAGAAGAAUGCUGAGAGAACAAAGCGCAAAAAAAUUAAAAAUAGCGAAUAUGAGUAAAGAAUGGCGAGAAAGCAAUGGCGGGUAGCUAAACGCAAUAAAAAAGACGAAAAGGUGGAAAAGCUAGUCGUACCCAAUAUUGAUAAUAGGCAACGUCGCAAAUAUCGUAGUAAAUUACUACAUGAAAACACAGCAAACACAAACACAACAACCCAGAUGUGCCUGAACUAUAUAAAAUAAGAGACAGUAUAUUAGUAAGAUACUACCAAAGAAAGAGCUGGAAAUAUUGCGUAGGCUUUAUUGAUAAGAUUGAAAUCAAAUAUGUGAAAUCAAACACAUUUUAUGAAAUUCAUUUUGUAAAGACAAUUAAAGAACAAGAUCGUUAUAUAAAAUUCAU